This is a messenger RNA of Hippoglossus stenolepis (Pacific halibut), 2126 nucleotides long. It is a transcript of the gene lgmn, whose product is annotated as legumain. Gene Ontology annotation, biological process: vacuolar protein processing. The transcript is spliced from 13 exons. The coding region runs from base 615 to 1718 and encodes 367 amino acids. Gene Ontology annotation, molecular function: cysteine-type endopeptidase activity. Lineage: Eukaryota; Metazoa; Chordata; Actinopteri; Pleuronectiformes; Pleuronectidae. The record is from RefSeq and is a predicted model, not a curated record.
GGCUCCUUGGUCUGUGAUAAGAUCCACUGAGUCAGAGAUCAUGUGUGCAGCUCUAAUCUCAUCUCGUCUGUUUAUCCAGUGGAUAUUUAUAAGUUACUGUUUCAAACUUUAAACCUUCUCCCAAAAAAGACUAUUUCUAAAAUGACCUUCAUUCUGAUCCUGGGGGAAAAUCCAAGUACAUGAAGUUGAAAAAAUGUCAAAACAAAAUCAUGACGAAUCCCUGAAACUCAAACAAAAGAGAAGAAUGCAACAACGUAAUUUAGAAACUGUAUUAAUAGAUGAUUGAUUAAUUAAUUGUCUUGUUUUGUCUCUUGCUUAUUUGUCCAUCUGGCUGCAUCUGCUCCUUAUUAGUGCUUGUAGUGUCAUAUUAUUUUAAUUGUUCAAUUUAUAAAAAAAAAAAAAGACUAGUAAACACCUACGUCAACAUGUGGCAAUGUUCAUUAGUACAAGCUUUGCAAAUGAAUUGAGGGAAAGAAAGAAGAAAUGUAAGCUACUGUAGAUGAAGUAACUCUGGACCUGCAGAGACUUUUCUACAACAUGAGAAAAAAGCUGAUGCUUGCCAUGCGUACCAGAUCGUCCACAGCAACGGGAUCCCGGACGAGCAGAUCGUGGUCAUGAUGUACGACGACUUGGCUCAGAAUGAAGAGAACCCGACCCCUGGGAUCGUGAUCAACCGGCCGAAUGGCACAGACGUGUACAAGGGAGUUCCUAAAGAUUACACUGGGGAUGAUGUGACUCCGGAGAACUUCCUGGCUGUGCUGAAGGGAGAUUCUUCAACAGCCAAAGGGGGCUCAGGAAAAGUGUUGAAGAGCGGCCCCAACGAUCAUGUGUUUGUGUACUUCACCGACCACGGGGGACCUGGUAUUCUGGCUUUCCCCAAUGAUGAGCUCCAUGUUGAAGAUCUUCAGGAAGCCAUUAAAUACAUGCAUGAAAAUAAGAAAUACAAAAAGAUGGUGUUGUACAUUGAGGCGUGUGAGUCUGGGUCAAUGAUGAAGCCUCUGCCCGCUGACAUUGACGUGUACGCCACCACAGCAUCCAACUCCCAUGAGUCCUCUUACGCCUGUUACUAUGACGAGAAGAGGGAGACGUACCUGGGCGACUGGUACAGCGUGAACUGGAUGGAGGACUCUGAUGUGGAGGACCUGGCCAAAGAAACUUUGAUGAAGCAGUACAAGAUUGUACGGAGCCACACAAACACCAGCCACGUCCAGCAGUUUGGGAACAAGACGCUGGGCCACAUGAAGGUUGACGCAUUCCAGGGUGACCACAAAGCCGGCGGCCCACCUGCUCCUUCAGUGACCCUGCAGCCCGUUAGGAAUCUGGAUCUGACCCCAAGCCCGGACGUUCCCCUGGCCAUCCUCAAGAGGAAGCUGAUGGCCUCUAAUGACAUCGCAUUUGCAAGGGGGAUGCUGAUGGAGAUCAGCGCACACCUCAAGGUCAGGGAGAUGCUCGCUGAGACGAUGCACCGAGUGGUUGAGAAGGUGACCGGCAGUAAGGUCGAGGCUGAGGUGGUUUUCAACGAAAGAGCCGACCUGUCCCAGCACCAGUGCUACAAGGCUGCGGUCAAACACUACAAACAGAACUGCUUCAACUGGCACAAAACCGAGUAUGAAUACGCUCUGAGGCAUCUGUAUGCUCUGGUGAACCUGUGUGAGAGAGGAUACCCUGCAAACAGAAUCCAGCUGGCCAUGGACUCCGUGUGUCAUUUCAGCAAGUGAAAAUCGUUCUACAAAUCCAUCAAGUCUUGGAUCAGGCUGCUUCUUCUAUGUGGAAGAACCUGAGAAGAUGAUGUUUGUCUUUGCACUGUUUAGGAAUCAAUCUGACAUGGACUUGAUGCUGCCGUUUUAUCAACACCCUUUUUUUUUUUUAAACUGAGAAUUUUAAUGUGUUUUUAUGAUGAAUUGCACUACCCCCCCUGUCCUGGGUUUGUGGAUCAUGUUUUACUGCUUCUGAUUUAUUUUUAAAUUUGUAAAUUUGUUGUGCUUUCAGCUUUAUGUGUGGCAUGGAAGGCUUGACGUGAAUGUUUGAUUGACAUGUUAAGGUCACACCACAAAAUAUUGAAUGUUAGUUGAACCUCAAGAGACUUUGAUGUAUCUUGAAAUAAAAUCUGACAAACUAAUCUAAAA